Molecule: messenger RNA, 1379 nt
Organism: Amoebophrya sp. A25
Lineage: Eukaryota; Dinophyceae; Syndiniales; Amoebophryaceae
Source: the annotation of a GenBank genome assembly
UGAAGAAGUUCCACAAAAGCACUCUCAACAGAAAAAUUUUGACGUCCUCGUGAGAUCUAAAUCCAGGUGGACCGCAAUCUAAACUAAAUCUAAGGAUGAAGAGACGAAGAUCAAGUUCUACUAAACUACUGAGAUCUAAACUGGAUCACAACUUGAAAUAUAUUCGAAAGCGAUCCUGAAGUUACUUACUAGGAAUCGUUCUAGCAUAUGCCCAUCUGAAAGGCGAACUACUAUCUGGGCCUGUGAUCAAAAAAAUUGAUUGAAAUGACUAAACUGUACGUACUUUUUGGAUUGAAAUGACUAAAAAACUGUACGUACUCCUGCUGGAGAAGCAAUAUGCCUAUCAUCUGAUUCACUAAAAAAUGACAGGGAAACGAAGUCCUUCUCGAAGAGGUCUUAUCGUUGAGAAAAAGAAGGCCGAAAAAUGAAGUUCUCCUCUACCGUCUCUUCUAGUCGGCGUACGUGCCGCAAGAACCACUUCAAUGCGCCGUCUCACAAGCGCCGCAUCAUCAUGAGCGCCCCGCUCAGCAAGGACCUUCAGCAGAAGUACAACGUCCGCUCCCUGCCCAUCCGCAAGGAUGACGAAGUCCAGCUCAAGCGUGGAUCCGAUAACGGACGCGAAGGAAAGGUAUUCCAGUUGAUUUUUUAGAUGGACGUUUUUUCUGAUUGAUGCAAUUUUGAUCCGUCGGAGUAAAUUCGGAGUCGUAUACAGUGGCAAUUACCAGCCGAGUUUCCAUUUUGGGUUUCUUAGAACAACGAGUUUAGGCUAGGCAUGCAACGACGUCAGAGUCCAUAGAAGCAAUAGCAAAUCAUAAAACGUGCGCUUGGUCUUCCAACAGCAUCUCAUAAACCCUAUUAUCUUCGCACAUAAAAAUCCACACAGGUCACCGGUGUCUUCCGCAAGAAGUGGAUCAUCCAGGUCGAGCGUAUCCAGCGUGACAAGGGUAAUGGUCAGACUACUUUGAAGCCGGUCCGUCCCUCCAAGGUCAUGAUCACCAAGAUCAAGCUCGACAAGGACCGCAAGGCCCUCUUGGAGCGCAAGGCCCGUAAGUAAUUUGCUUCUACUUGCUAUGCGGAUUCCUGAGGAGAUCUAAGCACUAGCAGCUACUUCUGGCGAACAGAUUGGGACGGCGACCACAACUAGUAGCAAGAGGCGAGGAGUUGUAUGAGAUCGACCUGAUGAUCAGAAGUAGGGAAGUGGUGUCGCAGAGACGAGGAGAAACUAUCAAGGGCUUUUUGUUGGCUAAACGUCGAUGGGGGGCAUACCUUUGUGCUCUUGAACGCUUCUGGAAGUGAUCAUUUGACACUAUGUUGACAAGAAUUUCAGUAUAUACCUUCAUUUGACGUGAGCUAAUCCAACGAUAAAGAACAAAGGCCCA